GCGCCGGAAGGACGACCCUUUUUCCGGGACUGUUUGGAGGAAGCGCCCGAGUCUCCGAGUGUAGAGGUGGCGGCGCCGGAGGUCGUCAUGGCUACCGAGCCGGUGGCCGCAGAGCCUGCGGUACCGUCGCUUGUGGAUCGUUACUUCACUCGCUGGUACAAAGCGGAUGUCAAAGGAAAACCCUGUGAGGACCACUGUAUACUGCAGCACUCCAACCGAAUAUGUGUCAUCACAUUGGCAGGAUCUCAUCCAGUUCUUCAAAGUGGAAAAACAAUUAAAAGCAUUUCCUAUCAAAUCAGUACCAACUGUAGCAGACUUCAGAACAAGGUCUCUGGGAAAUUUAAGCGGGGGGCGCAGUUUCUAACAGAACUUGCACCUCUGUGUAAGAUUUACUGCUCAGAUGGAGAAGAAUACACCAUAUCGAGCUGUGUCAGAGGACGGUUGAUGGAAGUGAAUGAAAACAUUCUCCAUGAGCCGUCUAUUCUUCAAGAGAAGCCAUCCACUGAAGGCUACAUUGCAGUUGUGUUGCCCAAAUUUGAAGAAAGUAAAAGCAUAACAGAAGGGUUACUGACACAAAAACAAUAUGAAGAAGUUGUGAUAAAACGCAUUAACGCCACAACAGCUACAUUGUGAGGAUUGAGAUGGAAUGUAAAGCAACACAGCAUUCGAUCUUUGCACUAAAGAGGAGCCAGCUUAUGUGAAGAAGCAUACGUCACAGCCAACCAUCUGCAGGGAGGCCUAAUUUUUUUCUUUAUCUUGCAUAACAAGCCUUAGCUGUCAUUUUGUCUUCUGCCCUGCCACGUACUUACACUGUGGUCUUCUGCUUUUCUCUAACAACUGGCCAGGGAGGGAUUUUUUUUUUUUUUUUAAAGAAAGAAAGCACUUUAAAGAAAAUUUGAAAAAGACGAACGUUUUAAGUAACAAAGUAAAAAUUUACCCUUCAGUCUAUAACCCAUUAGUAAAUACUACAUUUUGACAUUCUUCUGUUUGAAUGUUACCACAUAGUUAAUUGUUUUUGCCUCAAUCUUCCAUCAGUUUGAAGUUAAAAGGAGCAACUGGCCUUUUUUACCCAGUCUACUUUAAUGUGAUGCUACCAAAAGCUAGUCCCACACCAUCUGCUCCAACUCCUCUCUCUCUAGACUGUAUGGAAGAGGCGGAGUGUAGAGUGUACCUUCUCUAGUCCUCACGCUGCUGAGAUGGCCUUUCUCUCUGAAACAAAGCGGAACUGUAACAGUGUGCCUUCUUAAAUGACAGACAUAUGAAAAGGCUUUGAAAAAUACAAAGGGCUUUCCUAAUAUGAAAAUAUUAUAAUGCAGUGCAUGCAUUGUAGCCACUCAGUCUCACACUCUAGUUACAGGGUAACCAGCAAAGAAGUUACUGUAAUUCAGAGACCCAGAGGCCUUUGACUAGAACAAAAGCUUUCACAUCAUUUAAACUAGAAAAGAAAGAAAAAAGAAUUUUUGGUGUAAGAUUGUAUACUUAAUUACACUGAAUUUUAAAUAAAAGGACUUUAAAAGUUGUUAUUAAGGGCUGCAACACAUGUACAAUUAAAUAUGUUUUCAAAUAAAAUAAUACAGAAGAAAUCA
This is a messenger RNA of Pteropus alecto (black flying fox), 1586 nucleotides long. It is a transcript of the gene ABITRAM, whose product is annotated as family with sequence similarity 206 member A. The record is from RefSeq and is a predicted model, not a curated record. NCBI's taxonomy places the organism in Eukaryota, Metazoa, Chordata, Mammalia, Chiroptera, Pteropodidae. Gene Ontology annotation, cellular component: nucleus; filopodium tip; lamellipodium. Bases 88 to 633 code for a protein of 181 amino acids. Gene Ontology annotation, biological process: regulation of filopodium assembly; dendrite morphogenesis; regulation of actin filament polymerization. Gene Ontology annotation, molecular function: actin monomer binding; actin filament binding. The transcript has 6 exons.